Colletotrichum godetiae is the source of this 1154-nucleotide messenger RNA. RefSeq lists its product as uncharacterized. The coding region runs from base 348 to 941 and encodes 197 amino acids. Lineage: Eukaryota; Fungi; Ascomycota; Sordariomycetes; Glomerellales; Glomerellaceae. The record is from RefSeq and is a predicted model, not a curated record. The transcript has a single exon.
GUAGUGUAGGAUCACACGUCCUUGUUCGUGCCGGCGUCGAUUCCUUGGGAUAUCAGACAACUUGGGACUUUUCUUAUCCACUUCAACCGCUUGCGAUCCGGGUCAUCUUUGACAGCAAAACGACAAUAACGAAACUUGCUUCCGGAACCUUUCUUACAUCGUGCGCAAAUGUCAGAAUGAUACUCCCUCGGCUAACACUCAUUUACUAGUUCCGGGCUUAUACCGAUCCAUUGAACAACGCCUCAUCGUCUCUCAACCCGCCAUCGAUUCCCCCGCCUCCACCGCCGCCGCCGCCAUUGAACAACCCUCCUUCCAGAGCGCGGUUGCAGCUUGCGGCUCGUCUGGCUAUGCACCAGAAGAACCAGGCCACUGCUUCGCAAGAAGAAGAUGAGGACGACAAAGGCGAGGGCGAGGGGGAGCGGCCGGAAAACCCGUUCGCCGACGACGAAGAUGACGAAGAAAAUUCGAGCGAUGAGGAUGACGGAGACCGCCAUGGCCCAGGGGCAGCGGCAGCUGUUGCAGGUGCCUGGGGUCAACCAGGAAGCGGCUCAUGGUGGCGAGGAGUGGGACGUCAGGGACAGCCACGAUUUGAUGGUCAAGAUGAUUCGGACGAAGAAGACGACGAUGAGGAGUUUGGUGAUUUCGCCAUGCCCGAGGUGGAGCCAGCGCCGGGCACGGAUCCCAACGAGAAGGCGAUCCUGAAGCCUCUUGCGGUCCACCCGCCGCAGGGUGCUUCAGGAGGCAAAGCUUUCAGUGGGCUGUGGCCGUUUGCAGGCAAGAAGGAUGGUAAAGAUGAAGGCGAGAGGGGGCCAUUGGAAGAGACGGCGACGGGAGACGACGAGAAGCCGGUCCAGGCGGCUGUCGAGGCUGCUCGGCGGACAAGCAUUGAGGAUCCGGAUGACGACGAAGAGGUUGUGGUGCAGAAGCCGACAAGCCUUUGAGAUGAAUAGACGCGCCCAUGGCUUAAUGCGAUGAGUAGACGGUUAGGAGUCACCGUUUUGUACAAUUACGUGUUUGGUUUACGCUGCAUCUGUAAAGUAUGAUUGAAUGGAGAACAUGCACGGAGCUGGGCUUCCUUGAUGUGAACUGUGGUCGUUCUCCUUUCCCUCCAGUCUUUAUCUGUCACGUCUUCAGGGUUUUCACGAUGAUUUGGG